Molecule: messenger RNA, 237 nt
Organism: Racocetra persica
Lineage: Eukaryota; Fungi; Glomeromycota; Glomeromycetes; Diversisporales; Gigasporaceae
Source: the annotation of a GenBank genome assembly
AUAUUCCGACACCAUCAUGUUCUUCUAUCACUUCCUAUAACAAUUACCUUGUAUAUGUUCUUCAACAUAUGCGCACCCUUAUUGAAUUCUAUGGCGCAAGACGUUGGCUUCGUAUGCGAUGGAAGUCAUACAUUAACCGUAAUAAGGCAUACAACAAGCUCUGUGAGCGGAUCACCGAUAAAAAUCCAAGAACGAUAGUUGCUUACGGAGAUGGGAAGUUUUCAAGUUGCUCUAAAG